AUGUCAGAAUUCAUCUUUGACAGCGGAAUUUCCCGGAUUUUUUUGGGCGGCAGCGUCACUAUGGUCGCGCUCAUGAUGGUGUCGUCGCGCAUCAACCGUGCGGUGAUGUCUGUGCUUGUGUUUGCCUGGGCUUGCUUCAUCAAGCCUAUUCUUGGUAAGGCUGGCUCGGACAAGACUCUGGGCCAGAGUCAACAGCAGCACGCCUUGGAGCUGUUCUACGGCAACCAGGCCCACAUCUACGAUUCCACGCGGAAAUUGUUGUUGAAGGGUCGCGAGGAGUGCUUGCAGUUGGCAGUUUCCCAUCUUCCCCAAACUAAAAAGGGGUUGGUGUGGGUCGACAUCGGCGGAGGAACCGGUAAGAACAUCGAGAUGAUGAACGAAAUCUUGCCGCUCGAGAAGCACUUUGCUGCCGUCUACCUUGUGGACUUGUCGUCGUCGCUAUGUGCUGUGGCCCGCCAGAGAUUUGCUGGCAAGUCCUGGGCCAAGAAUGUGGUUGUUUUGGAGGCCGAUGCCUGCGACUUCUCCAUCGACCAUGCUACUGCCGACUUGAUCACCUUUUCCUACUCGUUGCUGAUGAUUCCUACCUUUAAUUCUGUCAUUGACCAUGCCCUGGCGCUCUUGGAGAAAUCUGCCGGUGUCAUUGCCUGUGUGGACUUCGGUAUCCAGAGUCUGGACACCUGUGUUGGUCGUAUCAACACUGUGGGAGGCUUGGUUAACCGUAACAUGCCCUGGUUCUUGCGUAACUUCUGGCGUAUCUGGUUUGAGGCUGACAAGGUGUUUUUGGACCUGGCUCGUCGUAACUACUUGGAGUAUAAAUUUGGAACCCUCAAAUCGUUCAACACCUACAACAACAUGUUGGGCAGAAUCCCAUACUACGUCUGGGUUGGCUGUGACAAGGACCGCUCGCGCUCGUUGCUUCACAGAAUCAACUGCUUGGCUACCGAAUCUCCAUACCUUGCUCCCUCCGACGAAACGCAAAGAAUCGAGUACAACAUUCCUGUCAGUAAGGGCCACGAGGCUGUUUUGAGCAACAUCCGCAAGAACUUGCCCUUCCCCUCGAUCUACUACCAGAAGAACCCAUGGAGAGUGUACUUCAACGAGAUCAACCCAUUGUACCACCAAUUCCGUAACCAAUACAUCUACGCUUUCACCUGGGAGGACCCUCGUGAGGACCAUGAGAUGUUGAAGUUCUCCAGCAAGGAUACCGUUUUGGCCAUUACCUCUGCCGGUGACAACAUUUUGGCCUAUGCCUGCUUGCCUGACCCACCUAGCAAGAUCCACGCUGUGGACUUGAACCCAUGUCAGAACCAUCUUUUGGAGUUGAAGCUUGCUUCCUUCAAGAGUUUGUCUCAAGAUCAGAUCUGGAAGAUCUUCGGUGAAGGUAAGAUCCAAAACUUCCGCCAGCUCCUCAUCAACCAAUUAAGUUCCGAAAUGUCUUCCAACGCCUUCCAAUACUGGAUGGACAAGGGUGAGAAGGCCUUGAGUCCUAAAGGCAGAGGCUUGUACGACACUGGUUCCACUCGUUGGGCGUUGAGAUUGGCUCGCGCUGUGUUCACCUUCUUCGGAAUCAACAGCUACAUUGACGAGCUUUGCAGCUGCACCAACUUGAGGGACCAAAUUCGUGUGUGGGAGACUAAAGUAAAACCCACCUUGUUCAACCCAUUUGUGGCUACGCUUCUUGUCGGAAACCCACUUUUCUUGUGGAAGGCUCUUGGUGUGCCAGCCAAUCAGGCUGAGUUGAUCGGUGAUUCUGUUUUGAAGUACGUCGUCGACACUUUAGAUCCUGUUGUUCACCGUUCGUUGAUUUCUACUGACAACUACUUCUACUACUUGUGCUUGAAGGGCAAGUACGCCCGCAACAACUGUCCCGACUACUUGACUGAGAAGGGUUUCCGCAACCUUACUACCAAACGCGCUGACGGCACCGCCCCAAUUGACAACAUUCGUCUUCACACCGACACGUUGAAUGAUGUUUUCUCUCGUUUGAACCAGAAGUCUAUCACGAUUGCCAUUAUUAUGGACCACAUGGACUGGUUCGACCCUAAGAAGGAUGACGCCAAGAACGAGAUCUUGGCCGUUAAGGAGUGUCUCGUCCCCGGUGGACGUGUCAUGCUCCGUUCAGCUGCUCAAUACCCAUGGUACAUCAAGACCUUUGAGGCAUGUGGCUUCAAAUGUAAGCCCCACGGAAUCAGACAUGCAGGUGAGUCUAUUGACAGAAUCAACAUGUAUGCCUCUGCUUGGGUUUGUACUAAGCAAGACGACCCUAAGGCUCCUAAGGCCCAGCGUCGUAUGAGCAGCUUGAAGAUUUAG
Australozyma saopauloensis is the source of this 2310-nucleotide messenger RNA. It is a transcript of the gene BTA1, whose product is annotated as Bta1p. NCBI's taxonomy places the organism in Eukaryota, Fungi, Ascomycota, Pichiomycetes, Serinales, Metschnikowiaceae. The transcript has a single exon. Bases 1 to 2310 code for a protein of 769 amino acids. The record is from RefSeq and is a predicted model, not a curated record.